Molecule: messenger RNA, 1865 nt
Organism: Camellia sinensis
Lineage: Eukaryota; Viridiplantae; Streptophyta; Magnoliopsida; Ericales; Theaceae
Gene: ROT3
Product: Cytochrome P450 superfamily protein
Biological process (GO): sterol metabolic process; brassinosteroid homeostasis; multicellular organism development
Molecular function (GO): oxidoreductase activity, acting on paired donors, with incorporation or reduction of molecular oxygen, NAD(P)H as one donor, and incorporation of one atom of oxygen; iron ion binding; heme binding
Source: RefSeq, a predicted model, not a curated record
UGGCACAAUAUUGUGGUGCUGGUGAUAUGAGCAGGUUGACUCAAGAAAAGGUUAUGCAGGGCUGUGAAAUUAGAGAGAGAAAGAGAGAGAGAGAGGGACAGUAGUAGUAGUAGCAGCAGCAGCAUAGAGUAUACAAGUCUAUCUUGGGUUUGAGAAUGGAAUGGUUAAUAGGAUGUUGGAUUUUAACGGCUAUAAUUCUUGGGUUGAGUUUGUUGUAUAAGCUGAAAAUGAAAAAAGAGGGGCAGCCAAACAAGAGUGAGAUUCCAAGAGGGAGCUCAGGAUGGCCUUUUAUAGGGGAAACUCUUGACUUCAUUGCUUCUGGUUACACCUCUCGCCCUGUUAGCUUCAUGGACAAACGCAAGUCUCUGUUCGGGAAGGUGUUCAAAACGCACAUAUUGGGAAGACCCAUAAUAGUAUCGACGGACCCAGAGGUGAACAAGGUGGUUUUACAGAACCAAGGCAACAUUUUCAUACCAUACUAUCCCAAAUCCAUCACUGAACUUCUUGGGAAAUCUUCUAUUCUCCAAAUGAAUGGAACUCUUCAGAGGAGAGUACAUGGCCUUAUCGGUGGCUUCUUCAGAUCUCCUCAGCUCAAAGCUCGUAUUACAAGAGAUAUUCAAAGCUCUGUAAGAUUUACUUUGUCUACUUGGAAAGACAAACAACCCCUUUUACUUCAACAAGAAACCAAAAAGAUUACGUUUGAAGUGCUGGUGAGAGUGUUGAUGAGCGUUGGUCCUGGUGAUGAUUUGAACUUCCUCGAGCGAGAAUACGAAGAAUUCAUCAGAGGCUUGAUUUGCUUACCAGUUAAAUUUCCUGGAACCACACUAUAUAAAUCUCUCAAGGCAAAGGAGAGGUUGUUGAACAUGGUGAGGAGGAUCGUAGAGGAUAGAAAAAUGGCUCUAGAGAAAACAGGUGACAAGGGUAUGCCCAAUGAUGCAGUGGAUGUGCUGUUGCGCGACACAGGUGAAUCAAAUGAGGUCAAUCAACGUUUGCCGAUGGAUUUCAUCGCUGGGAACAUCAUAGAGAUGAUGAUACCAGGGGAGGACUCUGUGCCCAUGGUCAUGACCCUAGCUGUCAAAUUUCUCAGUGACAGCCCCGUCGCUCUGAGCCGCUUGGUGGAGGAGAACAUGGAUUUGAAGAGGAGCAAGGCUCAUUCAUGUGAUGAUUAUGCUUGGACUGAUUAUAUGUCCUUGCCCUUUACUCAAAAUGUGAUCAGUGAAACUCUUAGAAUGGGAAAUAUCAUCAAUGCAGUUUGGAGGAAAGCUCUCAAUGAUGUAGAAAUAAAAGGUUAUUUGAUACCAAAAGGGUGGUGUGUCUUGGCAUCCUUCAGCUCUGUUCACAUGGAUGAAGAAAAUUAUGAGAAACCUUAUCAGUUUGAUCCAUGGAGAUGGGAGAAAACAGGGGCUGCUGUGGCUGUGAAUUGUAGCAAUACCUUUACACCAUUUGGUGGAGGACAGAGGUUGUGUCCUGGUUUGGAACUCUCAAGGCUUGAAAUCUCUAUCUUCCUUCAUCAUCUUGUCACCACUUAUAGAUGGGUGGCAUGGAAGGAUGAAAUAGUCAAUUUUCCAACAGUGAAGAUGAAGCAGAAGCUGCCCAUCACCAUCUUCCCCAUAGACAUAGACCAUUGAGUUUUAUUACUAUUAUUAUUGUUAUGUAUAAUGUAUAAUGUUUUUACAGCUGACAGCUGUGACUAAUAGUUAGAUUUGGCCCAUACAGUCCCAUUAGGUCAUCUAGAUAAACAUCACUACUCAAUCAAGUAUAUGUAGCUGCAGAUAUAUAUAUAUAUAUAUAGAUAGAUGGAUAGAUAGAUGUGUACCCCAUGAUUCUUGAUCAAUCAAUUUAUGUAGUUUAUUUAGUUUUCUAAA